GAGCUUGACAGGCGGGGUCUGACCAUCCAGCACCGCCACAACAGCCGGGGGAGGAUUUCCGAACCCGUCGUAGCGAAGAUGGUGGCAAACCCAGGCGUGUGGAUGUUCCGUUCGCCCGGAUAACAGUGCGGUGCCGCCGCCGUAAGACCUCCCCGGAGAGGACGGAGCUGGGAAAGCCAGCCUUCGCGAGAUAAAAGGCGGACGGAAGAGGAGACACGCGCAUGCCAGAAGACACUAUAAAACCUCCCCGAACCGGACCGCUGAUAAGAAGUCUUGCUUUUGGAUCUUUUUAACCAAGGAUAUACGCGUUUCUCUCUCUCUUUUUAAUAUUGUCUUCGCCCAGGAAGGGAAAGCAAAGGGAGGAAGCAAAGCUCCAAAUAACCACACUGGGUCUCCAAGCGCAGGAAAUACGGCCUGGGGAAAAAAAAAAAAAAAAAAAAAGUUUGGGAGCUUUUUUUUUUUUUUUUUUCCCCCAAACAAAAUGGGUGCUACGUUUGACGUUGUGCACGACUAGAAUGUAAAGUAGUUCAUUUUUUCCCCUCCCACCCCACUUCCACGCGUUGCUGGAAUGCGAGCGCCUUAUAGCGUAUUAAGUGUUGUCAUGUUAAAUGCGGCGUUGUGCAAAUACUUUUAAUCAUCACUAUUUAUAGCGCAGCCUCCACCCGGGCUCUGCCUCCUAUCUCGCAUGUUUUGCUAACUGCGCGCAACAAGUUGCAGACACUCCCCAGCCCAGGCAAAGCGACGCUAAUUUGAUAUUUUUUUAUUUUUUUUUGUUGAAGCUUCUCUUUUUUUAUUUUCCGAUUACGCUCUCGGAAUAGCACGCACCCCUCCCCGGUCCUCUUUGGACUGCGGAGGUGGGGAGGGGGGGGAUUCAACGCCAGAGAUCCGGAGAGGGACUUCAGGAAAGGACGGGGCUGGAUCCGUGGGAAUAGGCCUGUACGGGCUGGAUUCAGGUCUUGGACUACUAGACCCUGGAAGAUUUGUAGGCUGAAGGAGAAGAAGGCACAGACAUCCAAGUUGCAUGAGAAGGAAUGCACAAAGUGACCCAUCCACAUGAAUAUUUUAGUAGGUUGGAUUUAUAAUUGUUGAUAGAGCUGCCACAAUGUUGGUGUUUUCAAAAGUGCCAUUUGUUUAAGUUUUGCGCAGCAACUGUUGACAGCCCACACAUCUGGAUGUGCUCACGCAAUGCAGCCUUGGACCUGACCGCUGCUUGACACGUAAUGGACGACCGUACAAAUCUCUGGGUUUUCUUUGGCUGCCUGGUGUUGUGACGUCCGCGACAGGCCGUUUCCAGUUGUGUGACGUCUGGGGCGAGGAACCUGGCGUCACCAGCAAGUCACUUCCCAGAAGGAUGUUUGAUGCAGGCAGAGCAGUGACAUUAGUCUUGCUGGUGAGAAACUCGGGUUUGAAUCCAGAUGCUUUUUUUUGCAGAGUGAUGCAUGUAAUGUGAGUGGUGACGCAAAUCCAGAGUCUCAUCAUGAGCAGCUCACUAAACUGGAACGGUGUGUCUGGUGUGCGUGAGUGUUCCAGCUACCUCGUGCGUAACAAAGACGUCUGCGUCUCGGGCGCCGUACUAUCAGUGUGAUUGUUCCAGAAAACGCUCGGUUCCCAUCCAUCCACCGCGGUGGUGCCACAUGUGAACACGCGGCGCCCACGCACCACGUCUAAUUGCCCGAGCGCCAUCAGAAGCUAUUAAUAUUUAACUUCGCUCCCACACCCCUCCUCUGCGGCGUCAAUAUGGCCACGCUGCAAGAUCACCGGCAGCUUCUCAUGCACGGCACAGAGGUGAGCUGCAAUUCCAGCGGGGACGAUGCUGUGACUGUGCAGAUUGCCAACAGCAUGCGGCAUGAGCCGGCCAGGGCCGCCGCCGGCGUCGGGGGAGGGACUAAAGGCUGCGAGGAUGGGAGUAAAGUGAACCUUAACCUCCACAAAUACAGUAUUUCCUCCAGCUGCAGCUCUGCGGACUCCAGACUUGGUAUGACCUCCACAACAAGGGUCCACAGGAAGGCGCCACCACUUUUUGAGCGCUCCGCUGCACAGUGCUGGGACCCCAAGUUUGACUCCCCCAUCCUGGAGGAGGCGUGCCAGGAGAGGUGCUUUCCUCAGACUCAGCGGCGCUUUCGAUAUGUCCUGUUCUACCUGGCGGUGGCAGCUGUGCUUUGGGCAGUGUACUUUGGUGUCAAUAGUGACCGCUGCCAACCAAUGAUUUUCUUAGCCCCCACUGCCUUCUUUUUGGUCCUUUUAGCACUCCUCUUCUUGUUCACCUUAACCCGCUACUACUCACAGCUGUACAACCAAACCUCCUUGUUCCUGAUCGCGGUCACCUUCGCCAUCACGUUGGCCCCCCAAAUACAGACUGCAGGCUUCACUGAGUUGGAGUGGGCUCACCUUGUAAAUGCAUCCUACCCCUUUUCAGACGCACCCCCAUCGCCUUGCAUCUCCCCAGUGGCAACUUUUUCUCUCUGCAUUGAGGUCCUUUUAUUGUUAUACAGUGUCCUCCAUGUGCGUCUGUAUGCCUCAGUGAUGCUGGGCUUUUUAUACUCUAUAUUAUUUGAGGCAUUAGGGUGGCUACCGUUGCUUCACAGAAGCCAUGAUUCGACUGAAUGGGGGACAGAUUUGGGGAGCUCCAGCUGGGAAAGGGACACCCUCCACUGGCUCGGUCCAGCCAAAGCGCUGCUCCACUUGUGUGCCCACGUCAUCGGCAUCCACUUGUUCAUCAUGUCAGAGGUGCGUUCCCGCAGCACUUUCCUCAAAGUGGGGCAGGCCAUCAUGCAUGGCAAGGACUUGGAGGUAGAGAAGGCCCUGAAAGAGCGUAUGAUCCACUCGGUCAUGCCUCGACGUGUUGCAGACGAGCUAAUGAAGCAGGGUGACGACGAGGGCGUAGGGAGUGAGAACUGUAGCAAGCGAUAUUCUUCUGGUGCAUGUUCUGCCUCAGCUGUCUCUGUGGGCGGUGGAGGAGGUGUUUGUGGAUCUUCGCCAUCCCAAAGUGCCACCAGUCCCAAGAACCACCCUUACAACAACCACAAACGCAAGAAGACCUCCAUCCCGCGGGGCCAGAUAAUAUUUCGGCCUUUCAACAUGAAACGUAUGGAACCUGUUAGCAUCCUCUUUGCGGACAUUGUGGGCUUCACCAAAAUGUCAGCCAAUAAGUCAGCACCAGCCUUGGUCGGUCUUCUAAAUGAUCUCUUUGGACGCUUUGACCGUCUCUGUGAACUGACCUGUUGUGAGAAGAUCAGCACACUGGGUGAUUGUUAUUACUGUGUAGCAGGCUGCCCCGAGCCCAGACCGGACCAUGCCUACUGCUGCGUGGAAAUGGGUCUAGGCAUGAUUCAGGCCAUCGAACAGUUCUGCCAGGAGACAUGUGAGACCGUCAGCAUGCGCGUUGGUGUCCACACUGGCACCGUGCUGUGCGGUAUUCUAGGAAUGAAGCGCUUCAAGUUUGACGUUUGGUCAAAUGAUGUCAAUCUGGCCAACUUGAUGGAGCAGCUAGGGGUGGCGGGCAAGGUCCACCUGUCGGAAGCCACCGCUCAAUUCCUGGAUGACCGUUACCAGCGGGAGGAUGGACGAGUGCUGCAGAGAGCCGGCGAAAGUGUGGUGGAGAAGCUGAAGGGGUUAAAAACCUACCUGAUCUCAGGACGUAAAUGGGGACGCGACAUACAAUGUGGCUGUUCUCAACUGGGAGGUGACUUUGUAGGGAUGCCCUCCUGUACUCCGAGCCAUACCCCGGACAUCAUCCUUGGGGGAGGCCAAGCUGCUGAGCCUUUGCUGCCCAACCAACCACCAGAUAGGACUGGGCCUCCUUUUGCAUCGCGCACUGAGGUCACGGCUUCAGUGACAGAGCAGGGCGAUGAGAUGGCAGUGCUAAACGGCUGCCAGGAGGAGCACAAGACGAGCAGUGCCAAGUUCCUUCCCAGCAAUCCCCUCAGGAUGGCCAACGGUCUCCUCUCCCCGCCACUGGAGGACGCAGUGCGGGCAAGCCAGAGCUCUCUGUGCGACAUGCUUCAGGAGAAAGAGAAAAAGACGAGCACCAGCACAAUGACCGGCACCAGUAUGGGCAUGGCUGUUGGCACCGGACCAGCGGGUACUGGCAUGGAACACUCCGCCCUUAUUCAGUUGCGUGCAAAGAACUUUCGAGAAAAGAGCGACGCUCACUUUGUGGAUGUAAUCAGAGAGGACAGUCUGAUGAAGGAUUAUUUUUUCAAACCACCCAUCAACAAGAUCAGCCUCACCUUCUUAGAGAGACCUUUGGAAAAAGCCUAUCGCAGCAGCUACAAAGAUGAGGUGAAAAACCAGGUUCAGGAGCAGACCUUUGCAAGCUACACAUUCAGCUCCUUCCUUGACGUUCUGCUCAGCUGUUUUGUCUUCUUGGCCCUAACCCUGGCAUGUUUCCUUCCCCCACUGGUGAGCUCAGCCACUGUGGGCCAUCCAGCUUCUGCAGCACUGGCUGUGGCUCCUCUGGCUGGUCUGUUGGAGUUGGCCUCAUUGGUGCUCUCAAUACGUAUGGCCUUCUAUUUGGAGGAAGUAAUGAACUGUACCCGCUCUCUACUCCUGGUGGUUUCCGGCUGGGUGGCUCGUCAUGUGAUCGGGGCCGUGUUGGUCUCCUUACCAGCCAUCUCGGUCUUGUCCCACCUUACGUUCGGUGUCCAGCUACCACUUCAGCUGACAAUGUUCUUGUGUUGUGCCACCAUCCUUGCCAUCAUUCAGUACUGUAACUUCUGCCAGCUAAGUUUUUGGAUGCGCUCAGUGCUGGCCACUGCUACUGGGGUCACCUUGUUGCUAUUGCUUUACAGCACCUUGCACAGCUCAAGUAAUAACAGCUUGCCAGUUCAUGGACUGAACAUCUCCACAUUAAGUGGGGACGGUUCACCCGACGCUGAUGUUCCUCUGCGACCUCACGAUCUUCUGGUGCCGGAGGCAGUCCUUGCCUUCUUUCUGCUUCUUCUCCUGGUCUGGUUUCUCAACCGCGAGUUUGAGGUCAGCUACCGUCUGCAUUACCAUGGCAACGUGGAGGCUGACAAGCACCGCUCCAAGAUCCAGACGAUGCGGGACCAAGCGGAGUGGUUACUGGGCAACAUAAUCCCCAUCCAUGUUGCUGACCAACUCAAGGUGACACAGAGCUACUCCAAAAACCACGACAGCGUGGGCGUGAUCUUCGCCAGUAUUGUAAACUUCAGUGAGUUCUAUGAAGAGAGCUACGAGGGAGGCAAAGAAUGCUACCGGGUCCUCAAUGAGCUCAUCGGUGACUUCGAUGAGCUCCUGCGGAAACCCGAAUUCAAAAGCGUGGAAAAAAUCAAGACAAUCGGCGCCACCUACAUGGCGGCAUCCGGGCUGAACGUUCGGCAGUUGGCGGAGAACGAAGAGGACUCUCCGCAUGCUCACCUGAGGGCGCUUUUCAACUUCGCCCUGGAGAUGAUGGGCGUGUUGGACGACUUCAACAAGAACAUGCUGGGCUUUGGUUUCAAGCUCCGAAUCGGAUUCAACCACGGGCCGCUGACGGCCGGGGUGAUUGGCACCACUAAGCUGCUCUACGACAUCUGGGGGGACACGGUCAACAUUGCCAGCCGCAUGGACUCCACGGGCGUGGAGUGUCGGGUGCAGGUGAGCGAAGAAAGCCACGCUGUGCUCAGCGCCAUGGGCUUGAAGUUUGAUUACAGAGGUACUGUGAAUGUGAAGGGCAAAGGCCAAAUGAGGACCUUUCUGUAUCCUAAAAAUGGGGAAUGCAUGUGCCAAGAUCAAACGGAGGGGAACGCCAGAGUCGGAACGCCUUCAUCUCCAUCCCCAGUCCCUCCUCAUCUACAGAGUGCAGUAAGGCCCAAGAUAGUCGCAGCUCCAUCCACAGAGGCCAGGAAAGAAGGAUAUAGGGACGCUGGGCAGUACUCCACCAAAGACCAUCACUUCCCUUCCACCUCCUCGGAUAUUGUGUCACUCCCCAGAGGUGCACAGUCCCCUGAACUUGAAGAGAACAAUAUGGAGGAGGCUGAUGAGCUGACGACAUUCAAUGAGGAAUUCUAUGCCCGUCUCUGAUCAAACCCUCCCACCCCCUCUCCUGCUUACCUGAGCUGCUAACACUCCAGAGCAGGAUGUCGCCUCCUCUUGGCAAGUUAUGACGAGGAAUAUGGUUGAGGUCGAAGAGGAAAAAAAAAAAACCUCAACGCUACUGGCGUGGUUUAUUGGAAUGAAGUGUUGCAAUGGGCGGAGCCUGUGUUGAACACAGGAGUAAAGAAGGAAGCAAGGGGGGAAGGUGUUCAUGUUUUUGUAUUAUUCACUUUGUUAUUAAGUGCCUUCAGGACUAGAACAGAACAAAUAUGAAUACCGAACAAAGUUUGAGCAAUCUUCGCGUGGCUUUUUGUACCCCCUCCGUAAUACGUAGACUGCUGAAUUCUCUGUGGUUUCGUACGCUUUUACUUUCAAUGCGAGGAUUUUUUUGUAUUCCCCCCCUCACCCCACAAACAGUCAUUAUUGUUGUGCCAUAUCAUUCUAACUUGAUCUUACUUUAAGGGAAAAUCAUUUUGGAUCAAUCAAGUGCCAGCGCAGCGUUAAUAGGCUGAAUUAUGGAAAGAAUAAGGGAAUCACAUGAAGCAGUGUUAACUUUCUCUAUGUAAAUGAGGGCUUUAUACAGUAUUCACAAUAUAAGAGAAUAUGCUUCAAAGCAGGCUGCAUAGAUUUCAUUCUGUUGUGAAUGCACAUUUAAGCACAGGUCUUGCACAAUGUUUUUAUUUCUCAACCACUUGUAUUUAGGGGUGAGAAAGCAUUGACAUAUAUUUCCUGUCACAGUACAUUUAAAAGCACAAAAUUAAAUAUUGUAAAAAAAAAAAAUUUGGGGGAAAAAAGGGAGAUAGUCACCAAAAGAAAAAAAAAAACAGAAGGCACUUUAACUAGACUUGAUACUGUGACCCAAGUUCUUUGUGACGGGCAUGAAACUCUUCUAGACCUGAAAGGCGGCUGUAGAUUUAAAAAUAAAACUUCAGUUAAAAGGUCACUGCUUUUUGCAGCGUCAGCUCUUCUAUACAGAUGAAACUCACAAAAUUAGAAUAUAGGGCAAAAGUCCAUUCAUUUCUGCGAUUCAACUUCAAAUGUAAAACUAACGAGCGAUAUAAACUCAUGACAGUAGGAAGGGGAUUCAUAUGGUCCCAUUCGUCACGGUUGACCUGACACAUGAAACGUGACGAAUGGAGACGGCCACUAUCCACUUUAGCAAACAUUUUGUAGUAGAGUGUUGAAUAUUUUAAAUGUAUUUUAUGGCAAUUCCAACUGUGAACAGAGCAUCAGUUGCUAUGUAGAGUGACGCUUUCCAUCAUUUCCAGUAGACUGUAUUGCAAAAUGAUUAGCUUCCCCGCUUCUUUUUAAGUGAGACCCCCCGGCCCAGGAAUGGGGCCAGGUGAAUCCCUUCCUUACUGUAUAUGCAAAGUGAGAUAUGUCGAGCUUUUAUUCAUUAUAAUUUUGAUGAUCAUGGAUUUUUUGCGUGGGUUCACCCACCUCCAAAAACAUGCACCUGGGGAUAGGUUGAUUGGCAACACUAAAUUGGCCCUAGUGUGUGAAUGUGGUCUGUUUAUCUGUGUUGGCUCUGUGUUGGGGUGGCGACUUGUCCUGGGUGUAUGCCGCCUUCUGGCCGUAUUUAGCUGAGAUAGGCUCCAGCACUUCCUGUGACCCAAUAAGGGACAAGCGGUAGGAAAAUGGAUGGAUGUUUUUUGUUUUUUUUAAACCCACACAUUUCUGGGAUUUUUAAAUCAAGUUUUUCAUAGGCUGUAAGCCAAGCCUGGGCAAUUAUUUUGAUUCGGGGGGCCAAAUUUAGAGAACAUAAUGUGUCUGGGGGCCGGUAUAUCUAUUUUCAGGAAAACUAAUGCAAAACCUCACAAUAGAGUCUGAUUGAAUGCUAAAAAUGUUAUGAGAGACUGCCUUAAAAACGGAAUGGAAUUUAAUUGUUUUCUAUGAACGAUAAAACCCUGAAUAUUGAGAACAUAUGACAUAUUUUACAAUCAAGCCAAAUUCAACAAAGUGAAGUGAAGUGAAUUAUAUUUAUAUAGCGCUUUUCUCCAGUGACUCAAAGCGCUCCACACAGUGAAACCCAAUAUCUAAGUUACAUUUAAACCAGUGUGGGUGGCACUGGGAGCAGGUGGGUAAAGUGUCUUGCCCAAGGACACAACGGCAGUGACUAGGAUGGCAGAAGCGGGAAUCGAACCUGCAACCCUCAAGUUGCAGGCACGGCCGCUCUACCAACCGAGCUAUGCCGCCCCCACAAACUCAGCGAAAUAUGAAUGUGAAGAGUAAAAAAACAACAAAAAACAUCUAUAAUCUUAUAUGUGAUGUAUCACUAAGCUUUAGAACUUUCUUGUAAAAAUCUCCUUCCACGUCUGUCCCUGACUCCCACAUUUUAGGCUGACCGCUUUGGAAACACUUUGUGGAAACUUUUGGCUCCUGUUUGGUGACUCGUCUGACCUGCUGUGACGUAGAUUACCAUAGUAACUAGUAGGAUUGUACGGUAUACGGGUAUUAGUAUAGUACCGCAAUACUAAUGAAUCAUACUCGGUACCAUACCGCCUCUGAAAGGUACCGGUCCGCUACACCCUAAGAUUUAUAUGUAAAAUAAAGCCAAUAAUGCAAUUUUUUCUGGUCCCCUUUAUUCAGAGAAGUAUCAAAGUACCGAAAAGUAUCAAAAUGAUGUUGGUAUCAGGACAACACUAGUCACUAAAAUAUGCAAAAGCGCAGAUUCCAACCAUUGAAAUAUGUUGUAUAGUUCAAGACUUAUGGUCAUUACAAAACAUCACUGCACAUCAUAAUGGCAGCUACACUUUCCAUCUUGAAAGCCUACUGAAACCCCUACUACGGACCAUGCAGUCCGAUAGUUUAUAUAUCAAUGAUGAAAUAUUAACAUUGCAACACAUGCCAAUACGGCUUUUUUAGUUUACUAAAUUGCAAUUUUAAAUUUCCCGGGAGUUUUUUCUUGAAAACGUCGAGUAAUGACGUCAUGGGCUGUUAGGAAAAAUGAGCGCUGCACACACACACAGCUAAAAGUCGUCUUCUAUAACGGCAUAAUUACACAGUAUUUUGGAGAUCUGUGUUGCUGAAUCUUUUGCAAUUUGUUCAACUAAUAUUGGAGAAGUCAAAGUAGAAAGAGGGAGUUGGGAAGCUUUAGCCUUUAGCCACACAAACACAGGGUGAUUCCUUGUUUAAAAUACCUGGAGGUGAAAUUUUACUAUGGAUCACAGCGGUCAAGCGAACAUCGAUCCCGACGAAUGUCAACCAGCAGGUUUCGGUGAGAAAAUUUUGGUAAAAAGUCGCUUCUUACCGGAGAUCAGCUGAGCUUGCCCCGUCCAUAAAGCUGCCGUCGACUUCCCUGAGACACUGGCGUCAAGACACUUGUGGACACACCCCUCCGACUAUCCAAUCCAAUCCAAUCCACUUUAUUUAUAUAGCACAUUUAAACAACAAUAACGUUUCCAAAGUGCUGCACAGCCAUGUUAAAAACAAUUGUAAAAAAUGAAUAAAUAAAAUAAAAUAAAAAAGUAUAUAUAUAUAUAUAUUAUGCUCCACCAAUGACUGAAUAAAAACAAAAAAUAAAUAAAUAUAAAACCAAUAAAAACAAUAUAAAAACAAAUAUGAUUAAAAACUAUUUUAAAGGGUAAAAUCAAUUAAAACAGUAAAAUAGAAAUCAAAGUGUAUAAAAAACACAGAGGACAACAGAGGACCACACAACUCACAUAGUGUUAAAAGUGUUAAAUAUAAUUCACAAUUCACAAAAGCCAAAGAAUAAAAGUGGGUCUUAAGACGAGACUUAAAACACUCCACUAUGGAAGCAGUUUGAACAUGGAGCGGCAGAGUGUUCCAGAUCUUAGGGCCGACCACAGAGAAGGCCCUGUCUGCCCUGGUCUUAAGUCUGGUCUUGGGCACCACGAGCUGGAACUGGCUCUCGGACCUCGGAGCGCGCGCAGGAAUGUAAAUUUGGAUGAGGUCCGAGAUAUAUUGAGGUGCCAGUCCAUGUAAAGAUUUAAAAACAAACAGCAAUGUUUUAAAAUCAAUUCUAAAAUGAACAGGGAGCCAGUGCAAACUCUGAAGAAUUGGGGUUAUAUGCUGGCGUUUCCUGGCCCCUGUUAAAAGUCGUGCUGCCGCGUUCUGGACUAACUGCAACCGGGAGAGAGCUUUUUGGUGACUAUCAUACUAGCAACACAAUAGAAAGAUAAGGGAUUUCCCAGAAUUAUCCUAGUAAAUGUGUCUAAAAACAUAUGAAUCCAUCCCAAUGCAAUCACGUUUUUUUUUCUUUUAUAUUCCAUCGUUAUUAAUAUCCUCAAACAUGAAUCUUUCAUCCUCGCUCAAAUUAAUGGGGAAAUUGUCGUUUUCUCGGUCUGAAUAGCUGUUUUUGUUGGAGGCUCCCAUUAAAAACAAUGUGAAUAUGUGAGGAGCCAUCAACAUGUGACGUCAUCGUCUGCGACUUCCGGUAAAGGCAGGGCUUUUGUGUUAGCGACCGAAAGUUGCGAACUUUAUCGUCGAUGUUCUCUACUAAAUCCUUUCAGCAAAAAAUAUGGCAAUAUCGCGAAAUGAUCAAGUAUGACACAUAGAAUGGACCUGUUAUCCCCGUUUAAAGAAGAAAAUAUCAUUUCAGUAGGCCUUUUAAGAUCUAAAAAAACAUUUGGGAAUGUCCGGCGGGCCAGAUUGAAAAGCUUAACUUAAUUUAAAGCUUAAUUUGCCCAGGUCUGCUGUAAGCCACAAUCAAUCACCACAAUUAUAUUUAAAAGAAAAAGGCUUGAAAUAUCUUGCUAUGUAUGUUAUAAGCCUGUAUUAUAAUGUUAGUUUCACCUUGUAAAUCUAAUUGCUGCAAUAAACUAACAUUUGCACGAUAUUCUCAUGUGAGUUUCACCUGUACAGAAAAAAAUCAUCUCCACAAACCAAGGCAAGAUGCGUGGUAUUGAACAGGUUUCGUGUGGAGAGGAAUAGCACACCAAGUGGGACAAUCAGGGCGGUUCACAUUGGAGCAUCCAAGCACAGACCUUCCAUUUGUUGCCUUAGAUACACACAAAAACUCAUUGAUCAGUCAGUUCUAUUUAUUCCAUAUUUCAGUAUGUUUUACUGUCAUCAAUCUGAUUGAUUUGUUGUUCAAAGUGUGGGACACAGCCUCUUUAUUUUAGGGGGGGGGGGGCUCCACUCUAUAAAUACUUCAUUUUGUGCCACUUUAAUUGCGUGAUCUUCAGGUGCAGUGCAACCUAAACCAGCUGAUUGUGUUGUGGUGCCGAAAGGUAUAAGUGCAUUUGUGGGUAGUUUUUUUUGCUUUUAGCGUGUCAAUAGAUGGCGGUACGGUGGUACCUCGGUUUUCAGGGCAGUGAUUCCUUCCAAAAAAGGUCAGACGAAGACCGAAUCGGACUAAAACCCAAGCAGUUUUUCCCAUACAAAAUCACUAUUGGAAGUUCCUUAAGCCAGUGUUUUUCAACCUUUUUUGAGCCAAGGUGUCAUGUCCUGGUGAUCAUGUUUAGUUUGGCUAUGUUCUGUUGGGUUUUUGGGCUCUGCGAUGAGGUGGCGACUUGUCCAGGGUGGACCCCGCCUUCUGCCCAAUUGUAGCUGAGAUAGGCACCAGCGCCCCCCGCCACCCCAAAGGGAAUAAGCGGUAGAAAAUGAAUGGGAUAGAUGUUUGGUUUUUUCAUUCCCUGCUUUGUUUCCAUGACAAUCCAUUUAUUUUCACCUGUCCUCAUGUCACACACUUGAUUCAUUUGGACUCAUGCACCUGCUGUCAAUCACCACAUCACUAUUUAAGCCUGUAGUUGCCAGGCAGUCAGCCUGGCGACAUCACCUUCUAUACACCCGUGUUAUUCAUACUGAUGAUCCAUCAUGCUUGUCAUGAUCCAGGACUUGGAUCAUGUCAUAUUCUGGUUUUGGUUCCGUUUGGUAUCUUGUUUUGUUAUUUGACUCCCUUAGUUCCCGGUGGCACUUCCUGUUUUGUUUCCGUUUCCUUAUCAACGCAUUUGUGUCACCUGGCUUCUGUUAGAUCACGCGCACCUGCCUUUGAUUAUAUAGCUCCUUAUAUAAACCUGCCUUUGUUUGCCAUUCAUUCUCGGACUUUAGUUUGCUUUUUACGCAACAGGUGACGUCGCUAUCCCGCAUUUUGAUAACUCUUUUGUAUUCGAUUAGCUUCAAUGCUAUUUUGUAUGUUUAUUGUCCUAGCUCACAUGCUAGCAUCCUUAGUUGUGUUUAGCUCCCAUGCUAGUUCAGUUUGUUUUGUUUGUUGGUGCCUUCCUGCAAGUGUUUUUUUCUUAGUUUGUUUUAUAGUAUAAAUAAAUCAUUUCCUUACCUUCACGCUGUGUUCCAUCUCCGCUGCACCCAUGAGAGAACGCAAACAUCACCACGAUGCCACCCAAGCGUCACAAUGCUGCUCUUUAUCAUGCUCUUUUCUCGUUCCAAGUAAGUUUUCUUUAUUCAUGCCAUAGAUUGCACGUUUUGUUUUAUGUCCAUAUUUCUGCCUUUGUGCAAGUUUUUGUUUACACCCUUUGUUUUUGUAGUACUUUUGAAUGUUAAGAUUAAAAGAUGUCAUUACCUUCACACCAUGUCCGAUCCAGUCGCAUUGCACCUCGGGAAAACAAUCCACACCAUAGUCCGAGUCUUGACAGAUGUCACCAGCCUGACUGCCUGGCAACUGCAGGCUUAAAUAGUGAUGUGGUGAUUGACAACAGGUACAUGAGUCCAAAUGAAUCAGGUGCGUGACAUGAGGACAGGUGAAAACUAAUGGGUUGUUAUGGAAACAAAGCAGGGAGUGAAAAAACAGGAACUGACACAAUCCAAAACCCAAACAAAACAUAGCCAAACUAAACAUGAUCACCAGGACAUGACACAAGGCACGUUUUUGUUUUCAUUAAAAAAAUCCGAAGGCACACCACCAGCAGAAAUCAUAAAGAAAUGAAACUCGGUUGACAAUAAAACGUUGUUGUCGCUAAUGUUUGAUAUGACUUUAAACCAGGGGUGUCAAAGUCAAGGCUCGUGGGCCAGAUCCGGCCCGCGAAUGAAUGACCUAUGGCCCCCGGGAUGAUAUUUGAUUAGUAUUAGACUUGGCGGCUGUUUUGCACGCACCAAUACUCCAUCAGUGUUGGCGCUAGGAAUUUUCAAAAUGGGGUCCUCAAGUCAUAAAAAUGGAGUCCCACAGUAAAUUUUUGGGCUCCCACUUUUUAAGUCACCGUUUUGAAAACAAAUGAUAAUUGUAUGCAUUAUCCCAGGGGUGUCCAAACUUUAUCCACUGACAGCCGCACACUGAAAAAUCCAAAGCAAGCGGGGGCCAUUUUAAUAUUUUUUAUUUUAAAAAACACUACAAUGUAUGUAUAAAAAAUAUACAUUUCGGCCUCCACUCAGGCUUGAGCCCAGGGACCCCAAAGGGUUUUGGUCAAAAAAAUAUAAAAAAUGUGUCAUUAUUCAGUAUUAUUAUUUUUAUUAUUAUUCAAGUUUUAAAUCUCUCGAUCAACAUUAGGUCUAUCUGUCAAUAUAAUGAUUUUAAAGAUUUAAGUCGUAUGCUCUUUUUGUCACAAAAAAAUAUGCAAUAUUUUCUCCCCCCAAAAAUUUUUUAAGUGGAAUAUUUCAGAUAUAUGACAAUUGGAGCAUUAAAAAGGUCAAUAACUCAUAACACUAUUGAUUUUAAUUGAUUAUUAUUUAUUGAGCAAUGACACUUAAAAAAAAAUCACACUAAAAUUAUUGGGGCUCCAAUAGGGUCGUACUCAUUAAAGUGUUAAAAAAAUAAAAAAAAUUUUUACUGUUUACUUUUAACACAAUCAUUUCGAGAUCAACUUCAGAUCUAUCCGUCAAUUUUAAGUUUUAUUGUUGUUUAUGUUUUUUGUUUGUUCAUUUUAGGCCCUUUAAAAAACAAAACAGCUCAGUUUUUUAUAUGGCUAACACAAAAUAUGCAACUUUUU
Molecule: messenger RNA, 13877 nt
Organism: Nerophis ophidion (straightnose pipefish)
Lineage: Eukaryota; Metazoa; Chordata; Actinopteri; Syngnathiformes; Syngnathidae
Gene: adcy9a
Product: adenylate cyclase 9
Exons: 11
Coding region: 1738-6024 (1428 amino acids)
Biological process (GO): cyclic nucleotide biosynthetic process; adenylate cyclase-activating G protein-coupled receptor signaling pathway; intracellular signal transduction
Molecular function (GO): adenylate cyclase activity
Source: RefSeq, a predicted model, not a curated record